CAGCCUGGAAGUCCAUCGUUGCUGUUCGUCUUUAACUCGUCGUAAAUUUCCUUAUAGAACGCACUAGCUCAAACAAAUGGCGAAUUUUCAUGUAUUCUUUGUGAGUGACUUAAGAAUAAGAGCUAAGGGUGAUUUAAAUAUAGUUGUUCGCGUUUUUGACGGAUUCAGGUGACGAAUUAAGUAACCCGUCAUCCAAUACACAGGUGCGCAAUGUUUCUGAUUCUGAUAACUUCAAGUGAGUGAUUGAAUCCGGCAAGAGGAGGAGAGUCCCGGUUGGUCCUCCCCGGGGAAGCGAGAGGGUGGGAUUUCAGUGAUAACACAAACCAAUCAACCUCCGCUAUAGGGGCAAUAUCUUGAAACGAGCAAUACACACGGGUGACACAGGUUCAUUUAUUGGGUCCGUUGAAUUACUGCUGAUUGUUAAGGUUAUCCGCCACAGUUAUACGACAACGACGACGACGUGGGGGACAAAACUCUUCGGACAAUCCAAAGUGGCCGGCAGUCGUUGUCGGGAUACGAUUCUUAGAGCAUCCAUCUUAAGUACGUCCUAAACCGGGAUUUGUUGGAAUAAUUUCGGGGUGAUUGCGUUGAUGAGUCGCACGAACUGUCGUCAUUCGUGAAAGUGAAAGCUAGACUGAGUGAUUACCGUAAAAGUGAUAUACAUAUCUUAAUCGGACAGAGAUUUCCUGAAUUCCUGAACGCUGCGACCUACUUUGCGUAACUUACCCGGGAGACGAUGAGCAGCUUCGUGGUGAGUCAUGUGGCCGGUGAAUCCGGCCGGAAGCUACCCCAGUAUGUGGCCGGUUUGGCUGCAUCUGGUGGGGCACUGGCUGCCGGUACCUUCCUCGGAUGGACAUCUCCGGCCGAAAUUCCUCUGGUUCAACAGCAAGAUUAUGGUUUCACCAUCACAUCGGAACAGUUUUCGUGGAUUGGAUCGAUGGCCAACCUGGGUGCGGCGGCGGUUUGUUUCCCCAUCGGUAUCCUGAUGAAGAUGAUUGGCCGGAAAUGGGCCAUGUUGACGAUGGCCCUGCCUCUGAUCCUCGGCUGGUUGCUGAUCAUAUUUGCCUCCAAUGUGGCCAUGAUGAUGGUUGGACGGUUUUUCCUCGGUGUUGGCGGUGGAGCGUUCUGUAUUUCGGCUCCUACUUAUACGGCUGAGAUUGCCCAGGCUUCGAUUCGAGGAACUAUGGGAUCAUUCUUCCAGCUGCUGGUGACCGUUGGUAUCCUGUUUGUGUAUGCCGUAGGCGCCGGAGUCAGUGUGCAGGUUCUGAGCAUCAUUUGCGGAGUCAUUCCGAUUGCGUUCGCGGCGAUCUUCUUCUUCAUGCCGGAAAGUCCACAGUACUAUGUGGAAAAGGAACGCUACGACGACGCAUCCAAGUCUCUGAAAUGGCUCCGCGGAGAUCGCUACGAUGAACGCGCCGAAAUCGAAGAGCUGAAGGAAGAUCAAGCCAAGCUUCUCGCCGAUAAGAUCACCUUCGUCGACAGCUUCAAGCAGAAAACCACCAUCCGGGCCAUGAUCAUCUCCCUGGGACUGAUGUUCUUCCAGCAGAUGUCCGGUAUCAACGCCGUCAUCUUCUACACCGCCUCGAUCUUCGACGAAGCCAAUACCGGAAUGAAUGCCACUGAUGCCACAAUCAUCGUUGGAGUCAUCCAGGUCGUUGCUACGCUGCUGGCUACUUUCAUCGUCGAUAAAGCCGGACGACGAAUUCUGCUUCUGAUUUCAGCGGUUGCGAUGGCAGUUUCCACUACACUGCUGGCCGUAUUUUUCCAGCUCAAGGAAGACGACCCAUCCCAGGUGACCGAUCUCGGAUGGCUGCCGGUGAUGUCCGUUUGUUUGUUCAUCGGAGUUUUCUCGAUCGGAUUCGGACCGAUUCCGUGGUUGAUGGUUGGUGAGCUGUUCGCCAACAACGUUAAAGCCUACGUCAGUCCCCUGUCGGGAGUGUUCAACUGGAUGUUGGCCUUCUUGGUCACCAAAAUCUUCGGCAAUCUGCGAGAUGCUCUUGGAGCUGCUGGUGUUUUCUGGCUAUUUACCGGAUUCUCGGCCCUCGGGGCAAUCUUCGUAUUCUUCCUUGUUCCGGAAACGAAGGGUAUCUCGCUUGCCGAGAUCCAGCAAAUUCUGGGUGGUGAAAAGGUGAAGAGGAAUAGUGUUCAGAAAUCGGAAGAUACCGCCGAAGCCAGCAGGGUUGAGGCUUAGUCCGGGAAAAAAAUGGUUCCUUCACCAGACAGGGUACUGUCCAAAGUCUAAUUGUAAAUAAGAUAUUUCCUCUAAGUGGGCUGAGCAGUUGACGGCAGAACUUUCAUUCACCAAUAUGGACGGCUACGUGCAAUAGUAGUUACCAGGAAUGAGUUCAACGGGCAACAACCAAAGUCCAAAAGUACUGAAACAGUUUGUUUUUUUUUAUUAGAUCAACGCCUCACUAUUUUGAGUAUUUCUCUUUAACUAUUUCGAAGCAAUAGUUAAUUGUUGUAUACUUAUUUAGGGUUUAAGAAUAAAAUGUGCGACAAAAUACUGAUAAUGUAUAAGCUGUACAUUGUACAUGGAUAAUCAGUAAACGAACAAAAUAUUAUGAAUAAAGUAUGAUAUUCCAAAUAAA
Uranotaenia lowii is the source of this 2591-nucleotide messenger RNA. RefSeq names its product facilitated trehalose transporter Tret1-like. The record is from RefSeq and is a predicted model, not a curated record. Gene Ontology annotation, molecular function: sugar transmembrane transporter activity. NCBI's taxonomy places the organism in Eukaryota, Metazoa, Arthropoda, Insecta, Diptera, Culicidae. Bases 737 to 2191 code for a protein of 484 amino acids. The transcript has 3 exons. Gene Ontology annotation, biological process: transmembrane transport; carbohydrate transport. Gene Ontology annotation, cellular component: membrane.